AGACGGGAGGAAUCGAUGCCAUCGAUUGCGGAGAAAUCAUACCUCUCCCUGCGACGGCGGGAGAGAUGCAAAGUGGGUCCUGGAGGUCGUGUUGGUAAUUACGUAGCCCUCUUGAGAAUCGAAGAAUGGCAGCGACCCGGGUUAGGUUUCGGGAGAGAGAGCGCGUUCGAUUCUUGUCUUCUCCCCUUCCUUCGGAAAGGUCCGCUUUCGAUGCAGCGGCUUCCUUCGUUCUUGAUCCUUUUCUUCGUUGGGUAUAAAAAGGAAAUCCAAGAUUGACGAAUUUUGCCUAAAUUCGUGAACGAGGGAUUUCGAGGACAGACAACCUUCAAUUAGGACAUCUUUCUUUCCAAAGGACUGACUGUGUGGUUUGGGUUUGCCAAGAGAGAGAAGCCCUUGAUUCGGGUCUUCUCUCUUUCAAAGUCUCCAUGAGUGCUAGUGUGGUUUCUUGGAUGGCAUAAUACGUUCGAAUUCUUUGUUUUGGAUGCUUUGUGCUUGCUCUUUUGUGGAAGAAGAUAAAAAAUGUCAGGGGGCACGCCGGUGGGUGGUGGCUACGUGAGGCAGAGACGCAACCAAGGGUACUUCUUCAGUGGUGACGACCUCGAGAGGCAGCAGAACAGUGGGGGAUACUCCUCGACUGGCGAUGAUGAUCUUGAGGACGAUGCAUGUUCCAGGCCGCCAACCUAUUCAGUACCAACCCUUCAGAGGGCUCGGACAUGGAAAGAAGUCGUUGAGACGGUAAUUUGGCUUGUCUUUGCAGCAUUCAUCAUCUACUAUGGCGACCGACGCUCGAAUCUGAUCUCUAUCUUGUGCUGGGAUGGGAGGAUCAAGAGGACAGCUCUGUACCUGGGCCUACUAGGUGUUGCCUUGGAUUUGGGCCUUGUGUUAUAUUCUACAUUUUUCUUGUGGGGUCCACAGAAGCUUUAUGAAAAAAAUGAAGCCUUUUCUUCUAUAGCACCAUAUAUCAUCAUGUUUGGAUUCAUCUCCUUCUGCUUGUUCUCAUUUGCUUUGUGGCCUAUUUGGAGUUUUUUAUCCAUUCCUCUAUUGUUUACACUAUUCAUGGCUUUCAUGGUUGUAUCUCCGUAUUUGCUGAUUGGACCACUCAGGCUAUCAGAAUUGGCAGUUCGUGCGGACUGAUCUUUCCAAAUAAAUUAGCUGAGAACUGAUGAAAAACUGAUUUUAGAAAGGUGAUUUUCAAAUAUAUUUUGUGGAACUAAAACCAUCAUGGAACAAUUUGCCAAGCUAUGGUAGACUGAGAUUCUUGAGGAUGGCUACAAUGUCAUCCCUUGGUGAUGAGUUCAGAAUUGAUGAGGCUUGUCAUCCAUGCUGCAAUCUGUUUGAGAAAAUUGUCUACAACUUCUUCCAGCGCAUGCUUAUGAUAGAAUAGCUGGGUUCUGAUUAGCUCCUCAAGCGUUUUGAUAACAUUUGGAGGUGAAACAACAUUUGGCAUCAGCUCAGUGUAUGUGAAGGCGCCGUGGACUAAAAUUAUUUAUAGAACAUACCCAUUUGUUUUCCAUUAUUUAAUACAAAUCAGUUUUUAGAUUUUGAUGCAUGAGUCUUCUCUUUUUUGAGCCACCUUUUGUCAAUUAUUAGUCUUGGAAUUUGUUCCUUGCCUAAAUUUUAUGCUGUGGAGAACCUGUUCUUCUAACAGAUUAACCAUUGGUUGAAGAUAAGCAACAUGAGUGGUACUUUCUGUAUUUAUUUAAAGUUUUUGAAUUUUAAAUCAUGUGCUCUGUAUGACUAA
Phoenix dactylifera (date palm) is the source of this 1741-nucleotide messenger RNA. RefSeq lists its product as uncharacterized. NCBI's taxonomy places the organism in Eukaryota, Viridiplantae, Streptophyta, Magnoliopsida, Arecales, Arecaceae. The record is from RefSeq and is a predicted model, not a curated record.